UUUUGAAUGUCCCUUGACAAAAACUGAAACGAUUUAACGUUUUUGUGUGUGUUAAAGAAACGUAGAUUAUGAGAGUAAUUUAAUGCUUCGUGUGAAAUGCUAAUAUUCGGUUUCCCAUCGUUCAUCAAAACGCGACCAAAUAAAGUUCCCGUGCAGAAUAAACAAACACCAGGUGAAAUUAGUGAAAGCUUCCUGCCAAGAUGGAGGGUGUUAAAGGGGAAAAUGAAGAAAUUAGCAUUACAAAUUCAUGCGAAAUUAAAAUGGAAGAUUUCGUUGUUCAAAGAGGCCUGAUGGAAGUGAAAAAGGAACGUGAAGAGCAAAUUGAAGUGGAGGACCAACAACCAUAUCAGACCCCUGAUGUUUUCAUGACCGAAGAAAAACCUUCUAUUUGCCUAAAAACGGAAAAUAAUUUCUCAGAAGAAUGUACAGCUCAAGGGACAGAAGCAGAAAAUUCUGUGCAAGAAACUCAUGGACAGAAUCCUUUGAAAUGCAAGCGCUGUGGAAAGUGUUUCAGAUACCGAGGAUACCUUGAAAACCACAUGAGCGUUCACAACGAAGAAGAGUUUUUCAUUUGCCUUCAGUGUGAGAGGCGUUUCAAACACAAAGAAAGCCUUGUGAAGCAUAUGGCUGUUCACGCUACACCAAAACCUUUCAAAUGCCAACAUUGUGGAUCAACUUUUAAAUACCUAAGACGACUUACGGAGCACACGGAAGUUCACAACCAGGGUUGUUUUACAUGUCAUUACUGUAAACGGCAAUUCAAGUGCACAAAAAGCCUGAAAAGCCACAUGGUAACUCACAGUAAAGCAAGGCCUUUCACAUGCCAUCAGUGUGGAAACACCUUCAAAAACCGAGGCAGUCUUAUAAACCACAUGGGUCGUCACACUGAUGAGAGGCCGUUUAAGUGCCAGUACUGCGGAAGAGGUUUCAAAUACAAGGGUCGUCUCGAUAUCCACAUCACUGAGGGAUGCCCAAACUUUGUUUGAAGAGUGCCACCUGGGGCAUAUAUACACCGAUCAGGCAUAACAUUAUGACCACCUUCCUAAAAUUUUGUUUGUGGUCCACUUUUGCUGCCAAAACAGCCCUGACCCAUCGAGGCAUGGACUCCACUACUGUUCCUUUAUGGGUCCACUUUUGGUAGACAAUGACCACUGCAGAUUGGGAACACCCCACAAGAACUGCAGUUUUGGAGAUGCUCGGACCCAGUCAUCUAGCCAUCACAAUUUGGCCCUUGUCAAACUCGCUUAAAUCCUUACGCUUGCCCGUUUAUCCUGCUUUGAACACAUCAACUUUCAGGACAAAAUGUUCUCUUGCUGCCUAAUAUAUCCCACCUACUAUCAGGUGUCCUGAUGAAGAGAUAAUCGGUGUUAUUCACUUCAUCUGUUAGUGGUCAUGAUGUUAUGCCUGAACGAUGUAUACGAAGAGUUAAGAUGCGAAACCUUCUAAAAGCCACAUCCGUCAAAAAUGAGAUUGUUGUUAACAACACUGCCCAGUCAGUCUGCAAUAUCAUAAUGGAACUGAACCUAGGAGCCUGUCUCAAGUUUAGAGUGUUUUGCAUCUGAACUUAUAACAUAUAUAUUUAGCUGCAUUAUCCAUUUAUAUUUGAAUACGUGGAAUGUACAUCACUACAGUGAAUAUACUGGAAUAAAUGAAUAAACCCAUUUCAUUUUAUGAAUCUUU
Molecule: messenger RNA, 1680 nt
Organism: Triplophysa rosa
Lineage: Eukaryota; Metazoa; Chordata; Actinopteri; Cypriniformes; Nemacheilidae
Product: oocyte zinc finger protein XlCOF19-like
Exons: 3
Coding region: 201-986 (261 amino acids)
Biological process (GO): regulation of DNA-templated transcription
Molecular function (GO): RNA polymerase II cis-regulatory region sequence-specific DNA binding; DNA-binding transcription factor activity, RNA polymerase II-specific
Source: RefSeq, a predicted model, not a curated record